Messenger RNA from Nothobranchius furzeri (turquoise killifish), 1920 nucleotides. It is a transcript of the gene lnpka, whose product is annotated as limb and neural patterns a. Gene Ontology annotation, biological process: endoplasmic reticulum tubular network organization. Gene Ontology annotation, cellular component: endoplasmic reticulum tubular network. The record is from RefSeq and is a predicted model, not a curated record. Lineage: Eukaryota; Metazoa; Chordata; Actinopteri; Cyprinodontiformes; Nothobranchiidae.
UUCCAUCAGGUUCCACGCUGACACGCCCCCCUCCGUGCGUCCGCGUAAAGGCAGGACCGUCCUGCAGCUGCAGGCUAUUGAACCUGGACAAGUAGAUCACCGAGGUGGAGAGGGAAGGAUAAUCAGAAGAUCCUGCUAAAAGAUCAAGCUACAGGCCCUCUUUAUCAGCAUGGGGGCUCUAAUUUCACGAUGGAGGACUAAACCGUCCACGGUGGAUAUUUUGGAGCAUCUUGAAAAGGACAUACAGACUCUUGAGGAAUACAGUGUGAAGUAUCAAAGGCAGCUGAAGAUCUGGGUGGGACGCCUGCUGCUCUACUCGUCUCUACUCUACUUGAUCACUUGCCUGGUCGUAUAUUUCUGGUAUUUGCCCCAGCAGCUAAUGGGAAGGCUUGUGUUGUCUCUUCUCUUUGUAGUUUUUCCAUUCUUAGUGUGGGUUCUUCGGAAGAUGCUCGUAUUUGUUUUUUCACGUAGAACGGAGAAAAAUAAUGAAAAACUGGAUGAUCUGAAGGCACAAAAAAGGAAAAUGCUUGAAGACGUCAUGGAAACUGAGACGUAUAAGAACGCCAAAAUGAUCCUGGAGCGGUUUGAUGCAGAUUCCAAAAAGAAAAUUGAGCUUGAAUCCACUCCAGUGGGACUCCAGAUAACUCCCAAACCAGGACAAGAGCUUCGCCAUCGUCACGUCGUGCCAAGGACUCCGGUGGUGUUGGUGAAUCCUGGAAGCGGUGCAGCCACCUGCCCUCCUCUUGCGUCUGGGCCCAACUAUCCUGGACGAUCUUCCCACACUGCUCCUGGUGGACCCCCAGAGAGGAGCUUGUCAGCAGUAGCUGCUCAGCAGAGCUUGAUGAGGAAGCCCGUGACCCCGGGAACACCUGUUCCAGGAGUCGGCAUGCACCCCCCAGGCCCGCCACUGGCCAGACCUGUGCUCCCACGAGAAAGAGGCGCGAUGGACCGAGUUAUUGAGUAUCUGGUGGGAGAUGGCCCACAGAACAGAUAUGCUCUCAUAUGUCAGCAGUGUCUGUCUCAUAACGGCAUGGCAUUAAAAGAAGAAUUCGAGUACAUCGCCUUCAGAUGUGCGUAUUGUUAUUCUUUGAACCCUGCGAGAAAGACCAGACCUCAGGCUCCCAGACUCCCGGAGGUCACCAGUGAGGCAAAGAUGGCGUCUGACACACCUUUACCCUCAUCUGCUGUUGAAGACAAGAACCAGCUUGUUCCAGAAAAGGCCAACCUCGCGGACGUCCCUGUUGGAGAAGAUGCUCAAGAGCCACGCACAGAGACGAGCACAGAACCCGGUUCUGCAACAGAUGACCAGAACACCCCAGAAUCACAAGAUCUGUCUGCUGAGAAAUCUGAUGAAGAGCAGGAUGUUUCUGCCAUGGAAGUGGAGUAAAAUAUCUGAGCAAUGAUUUCUGCCUGCAGCAUUUUGUCUUUGUUUGAUAGAUUAAGUUUACAGAUGUUUGUUGGUUAUGAAAGUACAACCCAGCUGUUCUUGUGUUUGUUUUUAAUUUAACGGGAAACCCUUUUAACCUCUUGAUAAAUUAAUGGAAUGUUGCUUCACACCAACCUCUCUGUACCAGCUGAUAAAUGUCUUGUUUUAUUUUAUCUUUAUUUGUUCAUAUUUUAUUUGACUGAAUUUGAUAUGCUCCUUUGAUUAAAUAGGAAAUUGUACAAUGAAGCAUAUUUUAUUUAUGAAAUAUUUAAAGCUAUUUUCCUUUAAUGCUGCACCUGUCAUUACAGUGUUUACUGCAGUACUCUGCAUUAUGUCGGUGUUGCUAUGUUUACACAAGUACGGUACCAUGCAAACAAAAGCACAUGCAUUACAGCACAUAUUUAUUACUAGAGGAUUCGUCAGUACUGUCUUUCUGCCCUAAGUGCCUUUUUAUGUCUGUUUCAGAGUUUUGCCAAUAAAAUAAAAUUGUUUUA